AUGGUAGACGGCGAUCCAGGUUCACCCACCUGGAAGUUCACACAAUGCUUCGGUGAUAAAGGCGAUGUAGAAGAUAUAACAGAAGCUGAUAUUAUCUCUACCGUCGAGUUCGACCACACCGGUAACUACCUCGCCACAGGUGACAAGGGCGGCCGAGUCGUCCUGUUCGAAAGGAAUGAGACGAAAAAAACAUGCGAAUACAAGUUCCAUACAGAGUUUCAAUCCCACGAGCCCGAGUUCGACUAUCUAAAAUCAUUAGAGAUCGAGGAAAAGAUCAACAAGAUAAAAUGGUGUAGACGGCAGAACGCAUCGCAUUAUCUCCUAUCGACAAACGACAAGACUAUAAAACUAUGGAAGGUCUUCGACAAGUCGCUCAAGGUCGUGGCCGAGAACAACCUCUCCCGCGAUCUCACCCCGGCCGGUGCCGUAAGCGGUGGUGGCAUCUCGCGCCCUUCCCGCGUCUCGUUCAAGGACUCCACCUCCCUCAAGCUCCCUCGCAUGACACACCACGAGACUGUCGUCGCCGCCGUACCCAGGCGGAUAUACGCCAACGCUCACGCUUAUCAUAUUAACAGCAUAUCCGUCAACAGUGAUGGGGAGACCUUUAUCAGCAGUGACGAUCUCCGGAUCAAUCUGUGGAACUUGAACAUCCAGGACCAGAGCUUCAACAUUGUCGACAUCAAGCCUGCGAACAUGGAGGAAUUGACUGAAGUUAUCACCGCGGCCGAAUUCCACCCCACCAGCUGUAACUGGUUCAUGUACGCAAGCUCAAAGGGUACCAUCAAGCUUGCAGAUAUGCGACAGCGGGCUCUGUGCGAUGAGCAUCAUAAACAGUUCGAACAGGAAGAAGACGUCACCUCGCGCUCGUUCUUCUCCGAAAUCAUUUCCUCCAUCUCCGACGUUCGCUUCUCCCAUGAUGGCCGCUACAUCCUCUCCCGUGACUACCUUACCGUCAAGAUCUGGGAUGUCAACAUGGAGCGCCAGCCCGUAAAAACAAUCCCGAUCCACGAACACCUCCGCCCGCGCCUCUGCGACACCUACGAAAACGACAGCAUCUUCGACAAGUUCGAGGUUGUCUUCUCUGGUGAUGCCCAGAACGUGAUGACGGGAAGCUAUAAUAAUAACUUCAUGAUCUACCCGUCUGAUCCUACCAAGGAAACCGAGGUCGUGCUACAGGCGGAUAAAACGGCGUUCAAGGCCAAGAAGGUUGGUGUACCCACGCCAAUCAACUCUGCGGCAUCCACAAACGCUGGAAAGAAGAGCGGAUCAAGGUCUGGUAGCCCCUCGGGCGCCGGAGGGAGGAUGAGGAAGGAAACGGACGCAGAUCAGAUUGAUUUCAACAAGAAAAUCUUACAUAUGAGUUGGCAUCCGUUCGAAGACAGUAUCGCCAUCGCAGCUACAAAUAACCUCUUUGUGUUCUCUGCAUUGUGA
Messenger RNA from Arthroderma uncinatum, 1431 nucleotides. RefSeq lists its product as uncharacterized. Lineage: Eukaryota; Fungi; Ascomycota; Eurotiomycetes; Onygenales; Arthrodermataceae. Gene Ontology annotation, molecular function: protein binding; protein phosphatase regulator activity. Gene Ontology annotation, biological process: peptidyl-serine dephosphorylation. The transcript is spliced from 6 exons. The record is from RefSeq and is a predicted model, not a curated record. The coding region runs from base 1 to 1431 and encodes 476 amino acids. Gene Ontology annotation, cellular component: protein phosphatase type 2A complex; cytosol.